GCUUUUUAUUGAAGUUAAGCAGACGACAUAGGACAAGGGAGAAAGGGAUAAUCAGAAAAAUUGAACUGUUUUGUGUUUUUUGGGACUCAGAUAUCUAAAUGGCUGUUAAUCAACAACAACAAGCCGUCAGUGCCCUUCCUCUACCGCCGAUUUUCUACCAAGGCUAUACAAAUGAAAAUAUUGAGAAGGGAAGGGCCCCACAACCCCCACGGCCACCUAAACCUUACGAGCCCUAUUCGUGCUUCGGCUUUAAUUACGGUGGACCAAACGAUGGACAAAUAGUGCCGCCAUUGGAAACUCAAAACGUAAAGAGGCUUCACCCGCAAAAUUAUGAACAUAGACGGGAGUUGAUAAAAAUGAAUCACUCUCUUCUUUGUGCUGUUUUAGACUUGUUGCAAAUUUUAGUGACUUCGGCAGAUAGCCCUCAAAGGACACAGAAACUUAGCGAUAUCUAUCUUAUACUCAUACAUAUGCAACAUUUAAUUAAUGAACUUCGGCCAGUGCAGGCGCGGGAUGCGCUUGCAGCAAUGAUGCAAAGGCAGGUGAAAGCAACAAGAGAAGCUGUCCUAUCAAUAACAAGAGUUAUGAAUAAAGCUGCUAAUUUUGUAAAUAAAGCAAUUUGCAAUGUAAACGUAACAUCGGCCACAAAUAGCAUCUAUCCUACAUUUAUAAAAACAGAAGUUGAGGAAGAAAAGAAACCUUCUAUUAUUACAGAUGAAUCAGAAUUAAAAAAUGAAUUAAUGUGUUCUAUCAUAGACAAUUUAGACCGCGAGGGUUUACUAUAA
This is a messenger RNA of Dimorphilus gyrociliatus, 785 nucleotides long. The record is from the annotation of a GenBank genome assembly. NCBI's taxonomy places the organism in Eukaryota, Metazoa, Annelida, Polychaeta, Dinophilidae.